Messenger RNA from Caenorhabditis bovis, 969 nucleotides. NCBI's taxonomy places the organism in Eukaryota, Metazoa, Nematoda, Chromadorea, Rhabditida, Rhabditidae. The record is from the annotation of a GenBank genome assembly.
AUGCCACUCACCCGGGCGUCAAAACGCUCAGGAAGCGCUCGCUUCCAAAAAACAGGGCACACAAAUGUAAAGAAGGCGAGAUUGUCUGUUGAACGGCAUGAUGAAACGAUUACAAAUGAAAAUGAUGAAAAUCGGCGGGAAACAUCGCCUGAAGCAAUUAUUCAUAAUCUGGAACACAUUAUUGAGGAAAUCCUAGGCGAAUCUCAUCUUCCUGACGCUGUCGCGAUCGAGCUUAAAGGAUUCGACUCGUCUGUGACAACGAUUGAUGAAUAUAAUGAGAAAAGAAACCAAAUUCGUCAGAUUCUUGGCAAAAACACCGAGUUUUUCGACAAAAAAACCGAAUUGCACCUGAACGAAGCAGUGAUUGCCAAUGUGAAAGUCGAAGUGGAUCGGAAAAUUACGACGAGACGAAUGAGCAAGCAGUUCGAAACUGUUUGCGGUGUUCAGGAAGAUGAAUUCCUCUAUCGCGGUCUCGAUUUACGAGGAAGAGAAUCGCAAGCAACAAAAGAUGUCAGCGACACCCGUAUGGCGUCGAUCGUUGAAUCUGUCGUUGAUUUUCAGAAGCAGUUGAGAUGGAAGUCGAAUAUUAUGGAUUUGGUAAAAGAGAAAUCUCAAAUUAUAGAUUCGGAAAUGUUGCCAAUGUCGGAUGGACCCUGUCGUCGAACUCGCGGCGGUAAAGCGGAGAAGGAUAAGCAGAGGGAGGAGACAAAAAUGAGGCAGAAGCUGGAAGCGAAAGCGAAAAAAGCUCGAAAGCUUGCUGAUGGUGAUCCGUUCAAAACGCCGCAGAAGAAGGUCGAGUUCAAUGCGCUCGAUGAACGACGAAUCAUUGAGAAUUACGCGCUCGAGGUAGCAUCCGAGGUUCGCGACAAUUGUCAGAAGAAUAAGCGUCCGAUCGCGCCGAUUCCGUUUGACAUCAACAUUCUCGACGAUGAUUCCGACGAGGACGAUUGUAAAAUGGAGCUCGGCUAA